GCCGGCGGGGGAGCGCUGCCGCGGGGCAUGGCCCUGGCGCCGGCCCCGGCCGGGCCCCCGCCGGGGGGUACCUCGGCGGGGGAGAUGGAGCGCUACUACUGCCUGCUGCGGGCCGCCGCGCUGCUGGAGGCCGCCGCCGCCGAAACGACAGCACCCAUCUGUGCUAAGGAUAUCAGUGAUGAGUUGAUGAAGCAGUUUGCUUUUCUUUCUGGUGGCCGAGGGAAGGACAAAGCUUGGAUCAUCACCUUGCCUGACAACUCUCGCUUCAAUGAUGUGCCUGAGGAUGUUGUAACUAAAGUCUUAACAUACCUGACAUCAGUCCCGAGUCAACAUGAGUCGGACACCAAAUUUAUCCUAAUCUUGGAUAGAAGAUUGGACACAUGGACAUCUGUCAAAAUGACUCUCCAAAAAAUUGCAGCAUCAUUCCCAGGGAACCUGCACUUGGUGAUGGUUCUUCGUCCCACAGGGUUUUUCCAGCGCACCUUCACUGACAUUGGAUUUCGAUUUAGUCAGGAGGAUUUCCUGCUCAAGUUACCGGUUGUUAUGCUGAGCUCGGUUAGUGACCUGCUGACAUACAUUGAUGAGCAGCAGCUAACCCCGGAGUUUGGAGGCACCUUGGAGUACUGCCACAGCGAGUGGGUCAUCUUCAGGACUGCAAUAGAGAAUUUUGCACUAACCGUGAAGGAAAUUGCACAGAUGUUACAAUCUUUUGGCACAGAGCUGGCAGAGACUGAGCUCCCAGAAGACAUGUAUUCCAUUGAGCGCAUCCUGGCCCUGCGCACUGAGAAGUAUUUCCAGCUCAAGGAAGAUAUCACAGCAGUCACAAAAGAAGGAAAGUUGCUUUUAAGCAAUUUAGAAGAGCCUGAUGUGGGUGAAUGCAGCCAGGACCAGCACCGUGAGAGGCCUGGAGACUGGGACACUGUGAAUAGGCUACUCGGGCAGCUGCGGGAGAUGGAGACUGCUUUUGAUGGCUUCUGGGAAAAACAUCAGUUGAAAAUGGAGCAGUAUUUACAACUGUGGAAGUUUGAGCAAAGUUUUCAAGAGGUCAAGAAUGCCAUUGAAUUUUUAAUGGGUCAACAAGCAGAACUGCCCGACACUGGGGACAGUGUCUCCCAGGUGAAACAGAGGCUGAAGGACUUGAGUCAUUUUGAUGGCAUGGCUCAGGAUCUGAUAGGGAAGGCUCAGGUGGUGAUACUACAUGGACACCAGCUAGCAGCAAAUCAUCACUAUGCACUCAACUUAAUCUGCCAGCAAUGCAACGAGCUGCGGCACCAUUCUGAUGUCUUGUCUGAUGAGAUCAAAAGGAAGCAGGUGCGGCUGCAGAAGACCUUGGAUCUUCAUACUCGCCUUCAGCAGGCCCUGCAGUGUUGUGAUGAGGGUGCCUACCUGCUUGCCAACCAGCAGAUGGACAAGUGCCAGUCUAAAGAAGGUGCUCAGAAAGCUCUCCAGGACAUAGAAAGAUUUCUUGAAAGCUCUUCGCCCUACUUAAACUAUGAUCCCCAAUCCCUACAGUAUGAUUUUGAGUCAGUCUUAACAGCUGAAUUGAAGUGCCAGAUACAGUCAGUGCAGGUGAAGCUUGAAAAUGUUCGAAGCAUGUUUGAGAAUCGUCAGUCCUGCUUCAAGAAGCUGCUGGAUAAGCACGUGCGGCCCGUCCAGCUGGUGGCCCCUCGGCCAGAAAACCCACCACGAUCAAAGUCACCUUUGUUUUCUCCUAAACAUGGUGUGGAUUUUAAUUCCAGUUUGAAAUUUUCAUUUGACCUCUCUCUCCCUGGGAAGAAAACAUCAAGAAAAACUCCAAGUUCUCGCAAGAUUGAAGUAAUGCACGAUUAUCAGGAAAAACGGAAUUCCUUGCAGUCUUUUAUUUCAGACAGUGAUGACAACUUAGAUAUACUGAAAGGCCAUGUCAUAAAUGAGCUUAUAGAAACGGAGAGAGUGUAUGUAGAGGAACUGUUCACUGUUCUGACGGGCUACAGAGCUGAGAUGGACAACCCUGCCAUGGUCAUCCUUAUGCCUCCUGUGCUGAGGAACAGGAAGGAUGUCCUCUUUGGAAACAUGCCCGAGAUAUACGACUUCCACAACAAAAUAUUCCUGCACAGUUUGGAAAGCUGCCUGGGAGCACCCGAGAGAGUGGGAUUUUGUUUCCUAGACAGGCGAGAGGAUUUCCAGAUGUAUGAGAAAUAUUGUCAGAACAAGCCCCGGUCAGAGUCCCUGUGGAGGCAGUGCUCUGAGAGCACCUUCUUCCAGGAGUGCCAAAGAAAAUUAGAGCACAAGCUUGGGCUGGAUUCCUAUUUGCUCAAACCAGUGCAGCGCCUGACAAAAUACCAGUUGCUUCUGAAGGAGUUGUUAAAGUACAGCACAAGCUGUGAUGGAGUUCAGGAACUUCAAGAAGCUCUGGUUGCAAUGCUGGAUUUGCUAAAAUCAGUCAAUGACUCUAUGCAUCAGAUUUCAAUAACAGGAUAUGACGGCGACUUGAGUGAACUAGGAAAAGUAUUGAUGCAAGGAUCUUUCAGUGUUUGGACAGGACACCGAAAAGGCCCAACAAAAAUGAAGGAUCUUGCCAGGUUCAAGCCAAUGCAGAGGCAUCUCUUCCUAUAUGAGAAAGCCUUGGUCUUCUGCAAGAAGCGAGAGGAUCACGGAGAUGGAUAUGAUAAAACUUCAUCUUACAGUUUUAAGCAUUUUCUGAAAAUGAAUGCAGUUGGAAUAACUGAGAACGUGAAGGGGGAUCAUAGAAAAUUUGAAAUCUGGUAUAGUGGAAGAGAAGAGGUAUAUGUUGUGCAGGCCCAAACAGUAGAUCUGAAGAUGGCAUGGUUAAAUGAAAUCAGAAAAAUUUUAUUCAAGCAGCAGGAGCUCAUAAAAGUGGAGAAGCAGCAGCCUAGCUCGUGCACUGACCAGCUCCACCUCUCCUCCCAGCUGAGUGAUGGAAAGCAGCAGAGAGCCUCCAUAAGCUCAGAAGAGAACGACUCGGAGCGCACCAGCCCAGUGCCACUGGACAGCGUGCUCCUGUCACCCCAGAGCAAACCUCACAGAAGCUGGCCAGGAAUGUCACAGUCCCUGGAGAUCUGUGAGGGUCUGGAGGAGUGGUCUGGCAACCAGUACCUUUCAAACUGCUCAGACACCGAAGAGGAGGAGGGGAACCAGCUGUCUCCAGGAAAAUACAAAGCCCUUGCAGACUGCAAGAGGAGAGGAUCAGAGGAUCUGCUGGUGAAAAAUGGGGACGAAAUUCAGCUUUUGCAUGAAGAUGGUGAGGGGCAGUGGUUGGUGAAAAACCUAAACAGAAGAAAAGAAGGCUGGAUCCCUGUCCACAGUCUGCAGAUAGUAGUCGGUGAUUGUAGAUUUCGGAAUGCCAAAGUUGCAGGCCAGGAAGCAAAAUAGCUCUGCAGGUCCCCAGGUUGCUAAUACUCCACAGACCGCCUACUGCUGUAACACAGAGAACUGACAGCACCUGUGUCACUGAAGGGAAAACCAUGUUAAUCCAGCUGUGCUGCAGCACCCAGCUCAGCAAGCUGAGAGCUCGGACAGCAGAGGUGAGGUCCUUGCUGAAACCCAGUACAGAUGUGUGACAUGUUUCAUCUCAGUGACACGGUGACAGUGCAGGAGCACGACAGCUCCCCUCUUGUGGAGGCUGAGCUCUUGUUCUGCUCUUCUUUUCUCUCAGCAGUGGUAAACAAAUGCAAGCAAAAGAAAACAUUUUGUUCGCUCUAGAAUUUUCACGUCAGAGCCAAACGAGGCCAAUGCAUUUCCAGCCUUUUUCAUCUGACCUUUAAAAUCCAGGCAGAGAGAUGGUUUCUGAUUUUGUCUGACUGCAUGAAGGUUGUGUGAGGCUGAUUUCUUUCAGAGAGAGCACGAAAUAGAGCAGAAUUGAGCCCAAACAUGAGGAGCACUCAGAGCAGCCAUUGGGAGAUGCUCCAUUCCAGGGCAGGUGCUGGCACCCACUUGUUUCAGGGAGCACGCAGGCAGCCACGACGCUCUCACUUUGCAGUGUGAUGCAGGUCUGACCAGGUUCCUGCUCCUGUGCUAUACGUCAGACAUCUUCUAGUUUUGUUCAACAUCCCACUUGGCAAAUUCUCUUCCAAGCCUUAAGGGGAUCCCUGUAUGUGUUUGUGCACGUGUGAGUGCGUGUGUGCUCUUCCUGCUAAGCUGCCCCUCACUUGGAGUGCCCAGAGGACAAAGCUCAUGCACCCUCUGCUCUGACCAGCCAGGGCAGUGGCCUCUUGGCUGAGUUUGAGGCAGCUCUUUACGUAGCACCUUGGGCCACACAGUUCUAAUUUGCCUGAUGAGAGUGCGUGGCUGAAUGCUUGAGCUCUUGCAAGCUAGCGUAAGCAUGUUAGCUGAAAUGUGCAAGUUUUGUGUAAGUUCUGCUUAAAAUGCCACUUGUCAUGUUGCAGAUGUAGCACAGCUGUUUGCACUGUUACUCAUGCACUUUAAUGAUUGCAGCCACAGGCUUUAUGUGAGCAGAAUUAUUAUGCAGGGUCCGUUAAAGAUAAUGUUAAUUUUUGCCUUUGAAAUAUAAAGCAGGGUCUACAUUUACAACCAGCGAUGCCAGCCAGCCUCAUAGAACAGCUAUUUUGUGCCCAUAGAAAGCCAUUUUGCAAUGACGAAAUAAGGACUCUAGAGAUGAUAACCGCUGGCCAUGCUGUGAUAAUCAAGUGAUAGAUGACAGAAACGAGUCAAACCCUGUGGUCUUGCCUUAGACAGGGCUCUCACUGAAACUAAUGGGAGUUCAGCUUUCAGGGAGAACCACGGGAGUGUGCUGGUUUUUUCUUUUAUGUUUUACAAAUGUUACAUGAUUACAGGGAACAAUGUGUUUCUUGGAAUAAGAUGCUUUAACAUUAACAUCAUUCUUCAUUACUUUAUAGAUGCUGCCCUGUGUAACACGCGAAAGUUUAGUUCCCCUUGAGUUAAGGGUGAACUGGUAGCAUCCUGGUUUUGAUGCUCUUGGAAGCUUUCAACUACGUGUUACAGAGAAAUAGCACAAUAGUUGGAGUUUUCCUGUACUAUUCAUCACAUUCACAGAGCUCCACAGCUUCAUCUGCACUGAAUGGGACCGGUGUCCUAAGCAGCUUCUCAUAGUCAUAAAGGAAGCCAUUCUCUGCUCUUUUCUUUCCCUCCACUAUGGAAAGUACAGUGUUUCAUUAUUUUUACCUGCUGUUUUCCAUGACAUCCAUCACGUUUCAUCAGAGAAGUACACCUUGUAUAGAUGCUUGAAAUUUCCUCUGCAGGUUGAAGGCUUUAUCUACUUAUUAGCUGACAACUGUUGAAGCUGAUUGCAAAUCAAAGAGUUGAGUUUUGGUAAACCAAAAACAAACAAAAAACCAACAACAAAGAAGCUGUAUGUUCUGCUUAAUUGAUUUUAUGGAUGGAUUUUUCUUAAAAACCUACUUCAGCUAUGUGAAUGUAAUGUUCUGUAAGAGCAUCAUCUGGCUGACUCACGUGGAAGAUGCAAUAAUGCUACAGAUCCUUUUUUUGCACUUAGGGUCUGAAUCCAGCCCAUUGCAGUCAGUCCCGUUGAUUUCAGUGAGGUUUGGAUCAGGUCGAACUGACAACUCAGGGUUGUCGCCAAUCACUUUAGGGUCCCACAGUGUCCCAAGGCUGAAACCUGUAUCUAGCAAGUGUUGAAGUUUACAUUACAUGUAUGUACUUUUGGAACACGUGCCAUAAAUCAAAGUUAAAUGUCCAUGUUUGCACUAAGGAUGUUCAUGUGACAAGACUGUACUUUUCAGCAUCUUUAUCGAUAAUGCAGCAGUUGAAUUUUCGAGGAAGAAAAGGAAUAUUGAAUUCUCAGUUUAAUUUUGUGUUGCUUUGUCUAGUUUUGCUUUUGUAGAACAUAGGUACAGGUGGUUUGACUUUUAAGCAGAUGUAUGCAAAGAGCAUCUGGCUGUUGAGAACAGGGUUGAUAGUAUGCAUGCCUUACAAGAUGUGCUCUGUCCCGUUGACGCAAAAUGUUUUAUGCCAUGGACUGAAGGGGGACCUUUGUGUUCUGACUUUGAUUUGUGAGCCAUCAAUUCUUAGAUACAGUAUCAAGCUGUUGAGUUCAAACACACUGAGUAUUUUUGGUGACCACUGUUGUAUGGAGGAAUGGUUGAACUGCUCCUUGGCUGUGGCUGCCCGGGGUUCCCCUGGGUUGGGUUGCCAGCGCUGGGGGCAGCCCCAUACAUCCCCAAAGCAGGACCACUGAGUCUGUGCUGAGGAACACUGAGAGGCUUGGAAAGAUCCCAGUGUUCCUCAGCCAUUGGGAAUCAAACCAGGGAGGUUUUAAGUCACUGACGAUUAUUUCUGUCUGUUUUAAAGCUGGUCACAGUGCGCUCGCUAGGUAGAAAAGCAGGAUUCUCUCAAGUUAGUAUGGGGGUAAUUUAUAGUGGUAACUAUUCUUGUGGUACCAGUACACAUUUUGAGGUACAGCUGUAAAUAUUUGUCUCAAACAUAGCACACAUUGCAUAUGAAAUGGUUUUAAUCUUUUUUCUGUCUUCCAUCGUUUUAAAUUUAAGCUUUUAUUAAUUUAUGAGAUUGACUAGCUCUGCAAUUCUGAAUGUACAGUCUGGGAUUUUUAACAUUGGAAACUUUGCACAUGACAUGGUCUAUUACCUUUAAGUAUGCUGUUGAACUAGGCUCUUCAUGUACAUGUUAUUAUAAAUUACAGUAGAGAGUUUUCUCUGACUGCAAGUUUAAAUGAACUAUAUUGUAUAUGUACCUGUAAAAAAAAAAAAUGUGUUAAAUCUAUAUUUAAAGAUUAAAAAGUUGUUAAAUAAAUUCUUAUGAGAAUA
Molecule: messenger RNA, 6761 nt
Organism: Tympanuchus pallidicinctus (lesser prairie-chicken)
Lineage: Eukaryota; Metazoa; Chordata; Aves; Galliformes; Phasianidae
Gene: MCF2
Product: MCF.2 cell line derived transforming sequence
Exons: 30
Coding region: 28-3372 (1114 amino acids)
Biological process (GO): intracellular signal transduction; dendrite development
Cellular component (GO): cytoplasm
Molecular function (GO): protein binding; guanyl-nucleotide exchange factor activity
Source: RefSeq, a predicted model, not a curated record